UCGUAUCAUGAUUUCGGUGUUUAAUCCUCUCUUGGUGCGAAUGCUUUCAAAGGCCGAUGCGUAACAUUUUGAUGGCUCCGAUGAGAUGCCUGCUUCUUUCAACACACGGUUGCGGCAAAUCUCUGUUUUGGGAUAACAAAACUCGUGCUCGUGGCUGCAGCAAAGCCAUUAGAAUUUUAUGCAAACAGUAUCUAGUACUUCCGUACAUAUACAAGCUAUUGCAGAGGUGCCUAGCAGACGAAUCAACUCGCUGUAAAGUUGCACAGGCCAACCGAUUUAGCGCCACUGCAUCAUGUACACUACAUCGUCCAUUAACCACAUGUCAGUAGUCCCGCCACUUCACCACUUCGAUCCCAUCCUCGUGACAAAGCCAUCAAUCAAAAUGGCCACUGACAAAUCGCCAAGUCGAGUCGCUAUAUACGUCAAAGUCACUGAUAUCGAGGGCGAUUCCCUCUGGAGACACAUCACGCUAGGACAAGCGUUCUGUUCUAAUGUACUCCUGAGAGACUUCCGCUAUCAGAUCCAACCCGAUGGGUACGACACUUGCCAUUUACCUCCGAACUUUGACUCCAGCCAUGAUGUGCAUGCCUAUUUUCUCUUCGAUCUAGGCGUGACUGGACGUUUAUCCUGGGAAAAUAUAUCGCAUUCUGUUUAUCUUGCUAGUCGAGCGCAGGGGAAAUGGGAUUUCAUUGCUCGCCCAUCCGUCAUUGACAAAGCUAAGCAACGAGCGCAAAAGUAUCCUUGGGGAGGUGCAUUGGAGCUGGAGGUAUUUGCAGAGCUGAAGGCGUUUGAAGAACCCCCAUGUCUUCAGGAGAAAUCUCAUCAUGGCAUUUGA
Molecule: messenger RNA, 835 nt
Organism: Periconia digitata
Lineage: Eukaryota; Fungi; Ascomycota; Dothideomycetes; Pleosporales; Periconiaceae
Source: the annotation of a GenBank genome assembly